GGGCGCGGGGGUACCCGGGCAUGCCUGGGCUGCGCUCCGGGUCUGCGGGGUGCGAGUGCCCCGGGGCGGUACAGACCGGGGGAGCCUCGGCUUGGGUGUUCUCCCCUCCUCGGCCGGUGGCUGUGACUGCAGCCAUCGGUCUCCGCUGGGGCCUGAGAGCAGAAAAAGAAAGAAUAAGAAAGAAAACGGUUGCCCAGGCGUUGUAAAGCGGAUUAAUUUUGGAAUCUGUAAUUACAGCAGCAAAGGCUGAGUGGAUGUUCCUUCAAAUAAGUCCCAAACAAUGUUCAGAGGAUCUAAAACUCCCCUGAAAGUCAAAGAAAAUGAGAGUGGUUGUCCUGAACAGAAGGAAGAGGCCUCUUUCCCUCCAUCAAGAGCCCAGAAGAGCUGCAAAGUGACCAAGUCCAAAGUCAACAGACCAUCCAAGAAGGAGAAUUUCACUGAUGGGAAGCAGACGUGGUCACCAAAACGUGCCCUGAAAUGCCCCAGAGGCCCCGAGGAGAAGCUGUGUCACCCCCAGGGGGCUGAUGAGGGCUGGCAGCUCCCUGGGGGCUGCUCUGGGCCACUCGGGGGGGAUGUGCUCAGCAAACCCCCCUUGCCUUUGCACUCCAAGGAGGAUUUGUCCAGCAGCCGAGCUGUUCCCUUGGGAAAUGACUUCUCCACUCCUGAGGGGGACAAAGUGGAAGGAAAGCCUGAUUUUGGACUGUCUGAACAGAGGAAAAAACCAGUUGAUUCUGCUGCUGUGAUAAAUGCUGAGUUUGGGAUCACUCAGGAAGGUUUUGGAACACGACCCACGGGGCCCUCCCCAACUUCAUUAAAAUUUAGGAGAAGAUCAACCAUUGGAUUGAGGGGAUCACCAGAAAACAACACCCUGAUCCGGUACCUGGCCCAGCAGAGGAGCAGCAGACAGAAAGAAGCUUUCACCCAGAUCAGUCCUUUUAAACCUGCAAAUGUGAGGUCGCUGAAGGACAAAAUCGAUGCUUUCCAAGCCUCCUUUGAAUCCCUGCAAGAAGCUGAGGGGGAGGCUGGGCCCUCAGACCUGGGGGAGCCUUCCCAGGAAGGAGGUUCCUCUCAGAACAAAGCAUCUUCUAAAACAGAGCCAAACCUGGAGCAGUGGAGUGAAAAGUUUAUGUUGGGCAACAGAGGAGCUGCUUUGAAAGAAAAUUUAAGCGAAAACGGGAGCAAGAGCAGCAGGAGUGAGCUCAGGAUCUGCAGCAUCUUGUCCCCACGCCGAGCUGUGACUGUCCCUGACCCUGCUGCUGCUGCAAAGGAAUGGGUUUAUGAGCAGCAAAAUCCUAUUAAAUCCGUGGACACUGUUGCAACUGGAGAUACCCUGGAAACAGGCCAUGCUCACAGGUGUGAGCACGGUGGCACUGGUGAUGCUGUCGCAGACCUUGGCACAAGGAAGGCUGGGGCUGUGGAGGAUGUGAGCCUGGCAAUGCUGGGUGGAAGCCAAGCCCCUGGGAGCACUCCCAGCACUGACCUCUCCCAGAGCAGCUCCCUGCUGAGACCCAUCCUGAAGAAAACCCCAGCCAAGGAGCUCCCCCACAGCCCCAAGGCUGAUUCAGUGCUUGCACUAAGGAUGAGCAUAAAGGAAUACUUAAACAGUGAUAUUGACAGAGGAGAAGAUGAAUCUGCUGCAGUCUCCAAUUGUGUAAAAGCCUUUGAAACAUUGCAAACAGAGAGAACUGACAGUCAGAGCUCCAAAACACCAAAGAAGAAAAAAGUGACUUUUGGGGAAGAUCUGAGCCCCGAAAUCUUUGACCAAAGCCUGCCUGCCAAUACCCCCCUACGCAGAGGAGCCUCCCCGGGGCGUCCCCUGGGGCAGAGCCCCUGGGCAAGGCCGGGCCUCUCCGAGGAGCCUUUGCCCCUCCUGGAUUUUGGUUGGGGUGAUGAAGGCGUUGAGCCUCUCCCAGAAUUCCUGGAAGGUUCUGUUGCUGCAGAAGCCCCUUCAUCUGUUGAAAUUGCAGAAGUAGCAGAGACUGACAAACCUGAAAUAACAACUCGUUCUUCUACUAAAAGGAAGGUGCCCCCAGCCACCCCAAAUCCUGUUCCCCAGCAGUGCAGGGCUGUGGCACAGGACACUGAUGGCAGCAGCACAGGAGCCACUGAUAAUGACAAAGACACUGAUACUGAACACCAAAUGCCAAACACUGAUAAUGACAAAGACACUAAAAAUCCAAGAAGGAGCAAGAUUCAGAGACAGAAGAAUCCAACCACAGCUGCUCCCAAGAAGACCCAGAAAACAAAACACCCAAGCUAUGGGAAAAGAAGAAAGAAAAAAGUGAAGAAAUCUUUGUAUGGGGAAAGAGAAAUUGCUUCUAAGAAACCCCUGCUCAGCCCUAUCCCUGAAAUUCCAGAGGUUUUCUCUUCUGUGUCGUCUCCAAACUCACCAAAGGCAGAUGCACUUUUUACAGAGGGUGCAAGCUGGGGUGAUCCCAAAUGCAGGGAUGCCUGCAGGGACACUGCCCAGGAGCCUCAGGCUGCAAGGAUGCGUGCAAGGGGGUUCCAUGCAGCUGCUGUGUGCCCAGGCCCUGGGCUCCUGGAGGAGACAGCAGCCACCAGCUCUGUGCCUGGACACUCCGAGGUGCCAGGGAGCCUGGAGUCUGCUCCUGAGUUUUCAAAUGCUGUGCCAGAUGCAGAAGGUGAUUUUGAUACAUCUGAUUAUUUCCAGCAAGGCAAAGAGACUCCAUGUGAAAAAGAAGCAAAAGAAAGCAGUUCCUUGAUAGAAAAGGAAGAAUUACAAGGAAAUCUUCUAAGUGGGCUGGAAAUUCUGGAACAACAGGAUGUACAGGAGGGUGCCAAGUGUCCUCAAAAGGAUUCUGUCAGAAAUGAUCCAGCAAGGAGAAGAAGAAAAAGAAGCAGCAGUGCCUUCUACUUCCCUCCUGUUGAAAACUUGGAAAUAACUGGGGCUGAUCUUCCAGUUUGCUCUUACGAUGUGGAAGAAGUUUUAUCAGUCCCCCGGGCGAAGGAGGGAUCCCUGCAGGCCUGCAGGAGGAGGAGCAGUGCCAGUGCUGAGGUCAGGGUGAGGCGCAGCAUGAGGCUGAGCAAGGAUGCAGCAAGUAAGGGACUCUCAUGGAUUCAGCUUCCCUGUGAGAUUCCCAAGCAGCCUCCCCUCCCAGCUGCUCCCAAAGCCAGGAGAAGCAUCAGCACAUCCAUCCUGGCAGGAUCCGAGAAUAUUCACCACAGGGAACAAAACCUCCCCUUCCCAGCCCCAGGGAAGGAGAAUGAGAACUCGGCUCCUCUUGCUGCUGGUCCUGGCAGGAGGUGGAGGAGGAGAAGCCUCUGUGAAGCCACAGCUCAAGAAAUGCCCUGGGCUCCCACCCAGAGGAGAAGCACAAAUUCUGUGUGUGGGAAGGACAAGAGUGACCAAAACCACUUGAAAGCAGCAGAAACUCUUGAGCUAAGAUUGAAAGAUGUUUCAGGCAUCUCUGAUUUUCUGAAGUGAAGGUGCUUGUUAGAGCCUUGUGUUGUCUCUCAAGUGCAGUUUUCUUCUCUUUCCCACUUGUAUUUCCUCACUUUCUUAUUCAUUUUCUGGAUAACUUAGAAUUCCUUUUCCUUGUCUUGAUGCCUAAAAUGCUUGAAGAUCUGAAUCGUGUGGCAGACUGGCUUAGAGCAUUGGUCUGGUACAGUUAUGGCAAGUAAUGAAGAGAAUUAAAUUCUUCUCUCUGAUAAAUUUGUCUUUAGCAGUUAAACCACAGAGUCAAAUGUGUUCUUCCAGCUACAAUUGCUCCAAGGGUUUAUUUCCCAUAUGCUUGAUCAUUCCCUAUAAAUUGCUGUUGAAAUUUGCAAAUACUUUCUUCUAGAUUGCAAAAAUACACUAAAAAGAGAUUGUCUGCAGUGAAUGAAGGAAUUCCUUCUUGAAAGGGAAGAGGAGGAAGCGGGGAACCUGUCUCUAUCUUCUGAAAAGGCUUUGGGCAUGAGCAGAGGUGGAGUUCCUUAGUGUAAGAUUUUGUGUUAGAGUUCAUGAAUGAUUCUCUGAUGUAAAGGCUGGUCAUUAAAGAAAAAAAAAAGCUUUUAGAUCUUUAUUUGUAUAAAAUGUAUCUGACAAAUGAAAUUGGCUGAGGGGAGAGAGGCAUUCCUAACCAGGAAGGCUGUGCUUCAUUUCCAGUUGUUCCCAGCCCUGUGUGUGUGUGUCCUGAGUCCAUCCCCUGUUGGCCCUUGUCAUCUUCCUGUUUGCACUUUCUGCUUGGAACAGUGGAAUAAAGAGUGAGGACUGCAGGUGCUCUGCUCCAA
Molecule: messenger RNA, 4233 nt
Organism: Vidua macroura (Pin-tailed whydah)
Lineage: Eukaryota; Metazoa; Chordata; Aves; Passeriformes; Viduidae
Gene: CDCA2
Product: cell division cycle associated 2
Exons: 15
Coding region: 281-3445 (1054 amino acids)
Biological process (GO): regulation of mitotic nuclear division; regulation of chromosome segregation
Cellular component (GO): nucleus; chromosome
Source: RefSeq, a predicted model, not a curated record